AUGAGAAAGUCCUUUGGUGGAAGGAUCUACAAAAAUACCGUUUAUAUUCGAGACGGUCUCUCGCCCUAUAUUGUUACAGAAGCCACAGCAUCAACCCUCGAUGUUCAAUUGAUUAAUAACAUCUUCAGGAAAGAAGGUUCUGGCAAGGCUGCAUGGAAGUUGAGUGACACCACCUUUGCCGUGAACAAUAAUGCAUUCUACGGCUCCAUCGACACUUACUCCAACGCUACCAAUUCGUUCACUGGGGCGCCAGGUCUAGCCGCUCCUGGAUUGAGGGACCCCAAGGCAUAUAAACUCCUGACUGGUUAUGCUACCUUGGAUUCUGCAAUCGCUGUGCCUGGUGACGCAGCCGUGUAUUUCUUCAACAACCCCACAAGGGCAAACAAGAAUCAGGGAUUCUACUCUGGUGCUGGAACAAAGACUCCGGCAUGGAUUAGUCGCUUCGAUGAUUCGAGUUUAUCCGGCUGGACCACCACAGGAACCGUCUCUAUUGUGGCACACCCGUCCGGCGGGCUAGGUAAAUCGCUUUCGCUCGCUUCUGGUGUUUCAAUUACCAGAGCUAUUUCUCUCACUGGUCCGUUCCGUCUUAAUGUGAGAAUUUGGAAUUCGGCUGGUACUGGCACCUCGCCAUCAGCUGAAAUCCUGGGGAUUUCGAUGUCUGCUACUGUGAAGUUUACUGCUAUUACACCCUAUAGACAAGGUGAAUGGCAAAUUCUGGAAAUUACUUUCUCUGACAAUGCUUCGAAUGUUACUGUGGACGGAGAAUCUGUCACUUUGAUCUCUGCAAAGCACAGUUCUAUAGUUACCACCGUAUUUGUUAGGAUUAAUGGUGGAUCGAUGGGUUUGAUUGUCGAUGAUAUAUUUGUUAUAGCUGUCUGA
Penicillium hordei is the source of this 879-nucleotide messenger RNA. Its product is annotated as Pectin lyase fold/virulence factor. The coding region runs from base 1 to 879 and encodes 292 amino acids. Lineage: Eukaryota; Fungi; Ascomycota; Eurotiomycetes; Eurotiales; Aspergillaceae. The record is from RefSeq and is a predicted model, not a curated record. The transcript has a single exon.